Molecule: messenger RNA, 1722 nt
Organism: Pungitius pungitius (ninespine stickleback)
Lineage: Eukaryota; Metazoa; Chordata; Actinopteri; Perciformes; Gasterosteidae
Gene: camlg
Product: calcium modulating ligand
Exons: 4
Coding region: 174-1046 (290 amino acids)
Biological process (GO): tail-anchored membrane protein insertion into ER membrane
Cellular component (GO): GET complex
Source: RefSeq, a predicted model, not a curated record
ACGUCAUCACUGCGCGCCGCCUCUCCUCAAACAACGCUCGCACUCCUCCGUCAGCGCUCUCCGUGUAAUUCGGUGUUUUGGGGCUGGCUCGUGUUGCCGUGGAUCGUUAGUUCUUCUAUUUCUCUCGUGCAGGGUGGGAGUGUACUUUGUAGUCGACGCUCACUUAUUUGGAGAUGGAGUCCGGAGAGAACACCGAGGGGGGGGAGACCGCCCCUCUGUCGGCGGCCCAGAGGAGGGCAGAGAUCCGCAGGAGGAAGCUGCUCAUGAACUCCGAGGACAGGAUGAACAGAAUCGUUGGCUUCCCCACGAACGAGUCCGAAAACAACGCCGGGUCGCUCCUGCGUCCUGCAGAACCUCGCUUCCACCUCGACCUCGACAGGACGGAGCCGCGGUCCUCCUCCCCCUCGGGGCUCGGAAGUCGCUCCCACGGCGCCACGCCAGAGAGGAGGGGCUCGCCGCCGCUGCCGGACUGCGGCGGCGAGCCCCCAGGAGGCUCCCUGGAAGCCGACCCCGCGGGGGUCCGUCAGAGGCCGAGGGGGGAGCGGGUGCCAGACGACCUGGGCGGCUCCCCGCGCCAAGGCCUCCAGAAGUACCUCUCCCGCUUCGACGACGCCAUGAAGCUGCGAGGUCAGAUGGCCAACGAGAAGCCGGCCCAGGAGGGGGGGGCCGAGGCCGAGGACUUCGACCCGUUCAGGGUCUUCCGGCUCGUCGGCAGCGUCCUGCUGGCGGUCUUCGUCAGGGGUUUUGUCUGCAGGUUUCUGUCGAUAUUUGCUCCGUUUCUGACCCUGGAACUGGCCUACAUGGGGCUGUACAAAUACUUCCCAAAGGUGGAGAAGAAGGCUCAGACCACCGUGCUCACCGCGGCGCUGCUGCUGUCCGGCAUCCCGGCCGAGGUCAUCCACCGCUCCAUGGACACGUACCGCAGGAUGGGCGACGUCUUCGCCGACCUCUGCGUCUACUUCUUCACCUUCAUCCUGUCGCACGAGGUCCUGCUGCUCGUCGGCUCGGAGGCUCCUGACGGGACGGGAGGCUCUCUGUCUCCAUAGCAACGAGGCACUGCUGAGCGCUCAUGCUAAGCUACGUGUGACCACAGGGUCUACAGGCUGUUGUUGUUGUUUUAACAGAUCUGAGUAAAUUUGCUUGUAGAAGAACGUGCAGCAUUGUUUUGUGGUGAUAUUUAUUUAUUCAACACUAAAAGUCACAAAGAUGAAACGUUUCCAGCUUAAAGUUCCAGAGAUUCGUUUCUAACUUUACUUCUGACUACAAGCUCAAAAGAUCUGUUCCUUUUUCUUCCUUCUCCUGUAACAUCAGCCAGAGAGAAACGUGUGGAUUAUUUUAGAAGCCACAGCAUGGAGGAACGAUCAUGAUGAUGAUGUCAUGAAUCUUCUCGUGGCCCUGCUUUGAAUCAAUGUUUUUCCUCAAGUCAGAGGAAGGAAGCAUUGAUCAUUUCGCCUUUAAAAGUCCAGUUUUUUAUUUUGCUUUUAUUUUAAGUGCAUUUGUUGCUUUUGGGCCAUCGGUUGUUUUUUUGUGCUUCUGAAGAUUCGUCCCCCUUAAAGCCUCAUUCAUAUAAAUGUUUCUUCCCAUACUCUCUUCUGUGCUCCUUAUUUAUUAAAGUGAAUUUCAGACUUGAGGGUUUUUGCUUAAAACAUCUUUCUUCAGUAAGUUACUCGUGAUGUAAAACCCAACGAUUCAAACCAAAUAAAAACGUGUGCGACGCCCUGA